Molecule: messenger RNA, 2529 nt
Organism: Macrosiphum euphorbiae (potato aphid)
Lineage: Eukaryota; Metazoa; Arthropoda; Insecta; Hemiptera; Aphididae
Source: the annotation of a GenBank genome assembly
AUGUAUAAAAGAAAAUACAAAGCUGGUUCAGAAAAAAGAAAGGAAAAAGAAAAGCAGAAAUUGCUUAAAUGUGCCUAUGACAAAAGUCAAAAAAAACUUAGUUUUUCCUCAAGUGUGAAAGAUACAAUUGAAAGUACAGUUUCUACUGAAUCACUAUCCAUUGAUAUGAACCCAAUUUCAAAAUUAGCUACUUCUACUAUUACUACAAAUACAACCGAAAGUAUGGUUUCUACUGAAUCACAGUCCAUUGAUAUGAACCCAAUUUCAAAAUUAGCUACUUCUACUAUUACCAAAAAUACAACCGAAAGUAUGGUUUCUACUGAAUCACUGUCGACACUGUCCAUUGAUAUGAAUCCAAUUUCAAAAUUAGCUACUUCUACUAUUACCACAAAUACAACCGAAAGUAUGGUUUCUACUGAACCAUUGUCGACACUGUCCAUUGAUAUGAACCCAAUUUCAAAAUUAGCUACUUCUACUAUUACCACAAGUGAAACUGAAUGUAUUUCUGAUAUGGAGCCAAAUUCAAUAUCAGCUGAAUCUACAUUAACUUCUAGUAGCUUAGCAUUUUUUAUUAGACCCGCUAGUAAUGAAUCAGUAGAAAUCAAAUUAGCUUUUUUAAAAAGUCAUCCCAUUCAACCUCUUGUUUUAAGUAAUGAUAAACUUCCAUUUGAUCCUCAAAAAAUGUAUUAUCAGACUUUAAGUGAUUCUCAAAAAGUUCAGCGCAAAUGGUUAUCUUAUUGUUCUUAUAGUAAAAGAAUAUUUUGUACUACAUGUAUGACAUUUUGUCCACGACGUGAAAAUAUUAGCAAUUUAGUAACUGGAUUAGAAGUCUUAAAUUCAAAAAAUGUUUAUGGUACAGUUAAAAAACAUGAACAAUCAAAAACACACGGUGAAGCAGUUUCUGCUUUAUUACAAGCUAACUUAAACAAAAAUAUUGAGAGUUGUAUUAAUAUUAAUUUAAGGGAAAUUCAUUCCAAAGAAGUAGAAUUUAACCGUUUGGUCAUUAAAAGGCUCAUUGAUAUAAUAAUGUUUAUUGGUAGGCAAGGAUUAGCUUUUCGUGGUAAAGAUGAAGCAGCUUAUAGCUUAGAGGAUAGGACUAUUAAUCAUGGAAAUUUUUUGGAACUAGUAUUGCUUAUUAAAGAUUAUGAUGUUGUAUUGAAUAUGCAUGUUAAAAAUUGUAUUGAGUUAAGUAAAAAACGUAAAGCUGGAGAAUUUUCUGAAAUAGAUUUAGAUAUGAAUAAAAUUGUAGGUUGCUCUUUUGAUGGGGCAUCUAAUAUGAAAGGUGUUUAUAAUGGCUUGCAAUCACAUUUAAAGAAAAAUGCGAAUCCUUCAUGUAUAUAUACUCACUGCCUGGGUCAUGUAUUAAAUUUAGUUAUGGUAGAUUCAUCAGAAUGUUGCAAAAAUGCUGAAUUUCUCUUUGGGUUAGUUCAACAAUCAGCUACUUUUCUUUUAGAUUCUCAUAAAAGAAUGAAAGUAUGGUCAGAUUUAACUAAACAAACCCAUAAAAGUCAUGAUAAACUUAGAAAAUUGAACUUGAUUGGAGCAACUAGGUGGUGGAGUAAGGACAAGGCAUUAUCUUCUAUAAUUCAGUUUAACGAGCCUAAUGUCAAGGAUUCCCGAUUUUUGUUAUUCUUACAUUUUUUAUUGGAAAUAACUUCUAGUGAAUCAAAAUUUGAUGCAAAAACUAAAUACACGGCUCAUACACUUUUACAAAAUUGGUCAAAAUUUGAAAUUAUUUUAACUGCAGCUAUUUACCUUGAUAUUUUUACUAUAAGUUUUCCUGUAUCAAAGUUUUUACAAUCACGCUCAUUAAAUUAUCUAAUAGCUUUUAAUAUGACAACAAAUUUACUAAAUCAAAUUAAAGAAAAAAGAUAUAAUGGCGAUGAAAUAUUUAAUAAACUUAUUUCUGAUGUUCAAAAUUUUAUAACAAAAAUUAAUAAGGAAUUAGAAUUAAAUGAUAUAGAUUUUAGAAUAAAAAAUAAGUUUAGUAAGAAUUCUGUAAGUAGAGUGCCAAAAAUAAAUAAAAUGCCUGGUGAAUUAGCAUCUGAUGAAAGACCUGACGUUUCCACAGAAAAAAGGUUUAAAGUUGAAACAUAUAAUUAUAUCCUUGAUAUUAUGAUUAAUAGUAUGGAAAAAAGAUUUGUUAGCAAUUCAGAAUUACUUAAAGAUUGUAUUUGCUUAGACCCUAAAAAUUUUAAAAAUAUUAAAAGUGGUUUACCUGAAAACUCACUAUUAAAACUUUCUGAAUUGACAAAAAUAAGUGUACAUGUUUUAACAUCUGAACUCCAACAAUUUGCAAUUCAAUAUGAUACAAUAACUAAAAAUUUUAAUGAUACAUUUUCAAAAAAUGAUCUAUCUUUUGACAAUGACUCCAACUCUGAAUCAGAACUAAACACAGUUUGGAAUGCAAUACAUAUUAUGGAAGCUUUGUUAAUGAUAAAUAUUGAAAGAGAUUAUGUUGUUGAUAAGGAAAUUGUUGUAAAUACUAUUGCUAAAAGUUCAACUGAACUAUCAAGGUUAUUGAUUUGA